GCCCUUUUGUACGGAGUUCGGGACAGCGUACACACUGAUCGAAAGGUUCACAGACACUUCGAGGUGACCGUCCUCUCGGUGCGCGCCCUUAAUAAAUACGUUCCUGUAAGUCGCACUACUUUUCUACGGUACCCCCACCACGGCCCCCCAGUGUGUACGGGUCGGUGGACGGUGAUUGGUCGAGUCGGUGAUUGGCGUCACUGGUGGGGAGCGAUCACGUCACGAAGCGAGGCCGAGAAGCGACGAGGCGCAUGUAUCAAUGCGCAAUCGCAUCGGAACAGUUCAGGGAGUCGGGGAGGUCCGUGGGCAAGGAAUAAACAGAGUGAAGAGACCGCGCGAGAAACGAAGAGUGGGGAAAGAGAGAGAGAUAGAGAACGAACAGGCAGUGAGACGAUCACGAUGCACGGAGGCGAGCACAAGCGGCCAGGGGCACAGGGCUGAGGGCUGAGGGCUCGACAGGGCCUAGAAUAACGUUCACGGGGACGGCCGCGGGCCAGCCAGCAGCAAUGGAACAAACGAAAACUCCCGCGUCCCGGCUACUCAGCACGAGUUGCAUAGAGAAUAAGGACGACUUGGAAGAGAAAUUUGACAGAUGUUAUACAGUGCUUCAAAACCUGACUGCAGGACUGUCAGAGAAGGAAGCCCAUGAUACAUUGAACAAUGCUGUGUGUAAAGACAAAACGCACGAGGAAGUGUCAUUGGGAUUGUUAGUGGUUAUUCUGACGGAUCCUCAAAGUGCUGCGAAAAGUUAUAGGGACUUGACGUUAAUUACGCGAGACGGUCUCGCGAUUGUGUUAGGACAUCUUAAUCAAUUAGUACUCGAAAGAUAUCUGCGAUUGAAUGAUGUGACCAGAAGUCAGUUAUUAUGGCUACUGAGGGAAAUGAUAAGAACCAGUGUAGCUAGUGUGGAUAACCUUUGUUUAAGUUUGUUAAGGCACGCGGCUGGUGGUGAUAUAUCGCCGAGAAAUUUGUUUUUAGUCGACGCGCUUUUAGACAUAUUUCAAGAAAAUCGACCUUGGUUGGAUAAGUUUCCUUUUUUAGUAGCCUCUAUCGUUUAUACCUAUUUGCGAUUAAUAGAAGAUCAUAAUGCACCUCAUCUAUCUGGCUUGCGUCAAAAAGAAGUUACAUUCACCGUAUCCCUGAUAAGAGAACGCAUGGUUGAUUGUUUAGUUAUUGGAAGGGAUUUAGUACGUUUAUUACAAAAUGUAGCAAGAAUAUCGGAAUUUGAAGGGCUCUGGAAGGAUAUGCUUCUUACCCCAAAAUCUCUUUGCCCAAAUUUUAGUGGAGUCCUCCAGCUUUUACAAACGCGAACUUCUAGAAGGUUUCUGCAAUCUAGACUUACACCAGAUAUGGAAAGGAAGCUAGUAUUCUUAACAAGUCAAGUGCGUUUUGGUAACCAUAAACGGUACCAAGAUUGGUUCCAAAGACAGUACCUGGCCACACCUGAAUCACAGUCGCUAAGAUGCGAUCUUAUACGAUUUAUUGUUGGUGUUAUUCAUCCGACGAAUGAGUUGUUGUGCUCAGAUAUUAUACCUCGUUGGGCAGUUAUAGGAUGGUUAUUUACUACUUGUACGUCAACCGUGGCUGCAAGUAACGCCAAAUUGGCAUUAUUUUACGACUGGCUGUUUUUUGAACCAGAGAAAGAUAACAUUAUGAAUAUUGAGCCUGCAAUACUUGUUAUGCACAAUUCUAUGAGGUCUCAUCCACCAGUCACUGCCACAUUGUUAGACUUUUUAUGCAGGAUAAUACCAAACUUCUAUCCACCUUUGACAGAAAAAGUGAGGAACGGAAUUUUUUCGUCGUUGAGACAAAUAUUGGAAAAACGGGUUUUACCAAGUCUUUAUCCAUUGUUCGACAGUCCCAAGUUGGAUCGUGAGCUGAGAAGUAAAAUAAGAGAGACGUUCAAAGAAUUCUGCUUGCCACCUAAUACAGACCCUGCAGGAAAUAAGGUUCCGAUAUAUUCAGGUAAAAUGGAGGAACUUAGUAAGGACCUUACACCGGGAGCCCCACUGGAAAAUACGGGAAGUAUGCCGGUUGAAAAUAAUCAUGUAAGUCAAGAUUCGGAACCAGCUUUCAGCGACGAAGAGGAAGAAAUGCCGUUAAGGAUAGUGACGAAAGUUGAAGAAGAAGACGAAGACGACGUUCCAUUAGCAAAUGUGAAAUUGAAAAAUGAACAAAAAAAUGCCAAUUGUGUUGUCAAGAAAGAAGAUAUUACAACUCAGUUGAACUUAAUUUUAGAACCAGAAGAAUUAAGGACUGCUGUAGAAAGCUUACACAGUGAAACGGACAAUGAAGUGAGGUGUCAAACGAUGGAAAGGAUAGUACAAAUGGUUGUAGAAGAUGAAAUAGAUGCAGAAAUGAUACCAGCAUUGGCUUCUUGCAUAUCAACAAUCUUAUCGUCACAAAUUACAGCUCAAAUAUUUCCAACGGAUAAUUUGAACGAAGAAGCCUUGACUGAUAGUAUAAGCACACCGUUAUUUGUUAUGUUUCGUAAUCAGUUUCAGUUAUGUAAAGAAGAAGACAAUAGGCGGAAAUUGUUAGCUCGAGUACUUGCAGAGAUGCAAACCAUACAAUCAAGGAUAGGUUAUCUACUGCUUUACUUCUUGAAAGUCUGGGGCAAAGAAGAAGAAAAGCGGGAAGGUGAACCAAGCAAUGUAUUAAACGACGUUAAAGCGUCGGUUUAUAAAGACUUUUGUGCGCAUCGAGAGAAGAAAUUAGAUGCGUGCUUGGUGUCAGAUUUAAAACUCUGUCACGAAGACAACAUAUUCAUGCUGUGUUAUCUUGUGCCUGAUGUAUACAUGGGUUUUCAAAAUGUGACGCUUGGAAACGUUCAGCUAUUGCAUUUGGUUGUAUCGACCGUCGACGCAUGCCAACUACAGGAUUUGGUCUGUCAAAUAAUGCAAGGACACCUGAAAAUGUUAAAAAAGGAAUCCUUCACGUCACUGUUGACAGCCAGUCUUAAUUGGGAAACCUUCGAGCAAUAUUGUUUUUGGCAACUUAUUUUUGCCCACGACUUCCCGAUCGAUUAUGUACUGCCUGUUUUAACUAAAUUACAAUUUCGUGAUCACGCGGAAGCACUCACGUCGAUAUUGUUUAUGCUUAAACAAGAAAAGCCAACGUUAGAACUUCUGCGACAAUUGCUUGCACGACAAAAUGUGGACGGAGAUAUGUUCGUUGUAGCGACACUACGCUACUGGUGUCGCGAUUACGAAGAGAAACUCGGGGAGCUGUUAGCGAAUCUUUUGAGUACCCGUUAUCCCGCUACCAGUCCGAACAAACGGAAACGAUCGGGUGGUAAGCAUAAUCAGCAACCUGGCCCGCCUUCCGGCGAACAAGUUCUCGGCCAUCUGGAUCAAUUGCGACAACAUUGUACGUCCUCAGCCGAAUUGCAACUCUACCAUUCCGAGGGAAUGCAAAGAGCUCUGCAACAAGCGCAAGCAGCUAGUAGCGAUUCCUUAAGGAAGAGUUACGGAGACUUGUUUGCCCUUGCGGAAGUUAACGAAGAAAAUGAGCCUCCUCCGCCUCCGCCUCCAAGCUCAGCACGGAAACAUGCGGCAGCGUCGGCUGGAGGUGGCGGUGGCGCGAAAGGAGGUCAUAGGAAAACUGGUGCUAAUACGAGGGAAAGGUCUAGUUCCAAAAGGCCGCUACCUCGGUAUCACCUGGACAGCACAUCUAGUAGCGAGGAGGAGGAAAUCGUGAAUUUAAAGCAAGCAAAAAAGAGAAAAAAGAUUAAUGCAGUGGGCUCUGACAGCGACUGACCACCCAGUGUCUUCAAAUGUCACAUGGACCACGUCACGUGUGUGCAGCAAGCUAAACUAGCCUUAAGAAUAGUAAGAUAAUAUAGUAUAUAUAAUAGAUUUAUUUAGCGCGACUUGUAAAUAUAGCGUACGUUGAAGAGUGAAUGCGAAAACCGCCGUACCGACAACAAGGAUCUUGCACAUAUUUCGCAGCCACAGUAUAUUAGCAACGUUGCCAGACUCUAUUUCCAUUAAUUCCGUUAUUUGUGUCGGGCGCAUUCUAACGCGAAACAGAUUUAGAAUGCAUGUGAUAUCUAACGAGAAGAAAAUUUAUAAAUACUGGUUAUAGCAUUUCUAGGUAAACGCAUGUGACAGAUUAACAUUGUCGUGGCGGAUCGAUGCUCUGGAUUUCGGAGCUGCGAAGCCAUCGUGUGUCUGUCAGAUAAAGUUACCGAGAGGUGAGACUAGUCACGAAUUAAAUUAUUUUGAUAUACUCUUAAAUGUAUGAACGCAUAAAUUUAAGAUUAAAAGGAUCGGAUCUGGCAAUGUUGGGAAGGGGGUGAAGCGACACGACGAAACUACUUUCCGUGAUCACUUUGUUUCUAAAAAAAAAAAAAAGGAAGAAAUCCGUCGUCCACGCGCAAUCUUGUGGUAGACGUCAAAGAAUCCAAGCACGAUUGUGCCUAGUUUUAUCAUUCGUUAUAAUUUGUUUAUUAAUUUUGCGAUUUAGCAUGGUAUCAAUUGACCUAUUGGCGAAAUUUAUUUCAUUUUCCUUUUCCUUUUCAUUAUACUAUAAUUACCUCUUAAGAUUCUCGCGUCUCACACAAUUGUUAACGAGGAAAGAAAUGGUUACGUUUGUUGCCAUAAACUGUGAACGCAAUUUGUACGAAUCGUUGAUAGCUUUUUAUUAGGAUUAAGGACCUUCUGCGGGAGAUCGGGGAUGUAUCAAGGACGCCCUUAGCUCCGGCAAGAAGCGUACAGUUUUAUGACCAAAUGUAUUUUACGUCUGCGCUUAGUAAGCAUAAUCAUUCUCAAGACGCAAGAAUUUUUAUAUUUUGCACGAUGGAAGGUUGUCCGUUUUUCUAAGUAUCGUUCUUUUUUUUUUCAAAAUACCGAAUAUUUUUAUGUUUGUUUCGAAUGUUUUACGCGAAAUUGAUAUUAGAUGAUUAGAUGAAACAUGCGACUGUUCCUCUUUUUAAUCGUAACUUUUACGAUGUAUUUACAUUCACAAAGAGAUAUAUAUACAUAUAUCUGUAUAUGUUAUGCGCAAUUGUAUCCGAAUCGUUAAAUUGAUUUACAAUUUAUAAAGAGCAUACUUCCUCAAACAUUUUCCGUAAAUCGAGUUCAAUAUUACUUAUCAUCUAUUAUCAUCGUUUAGGUUAAUUAUCGCGUUGGUCGCAAGAUUCGUUGACUUGACAUCGUCUGUGGCACCUUCCACGAGUAUAGAACCAGGCGUCAUGUACACUUAAGUCCUAGAAAACGUAAGCGUGAAGUGUCACCGUUCACCUCUGUACAUUUCCUGUAAAAUCGGUUACUUGUAGUACACGUAAGUAGCUGCGUUAUGUAUUUUCUAGUUUGUACAUACCAGAGAGAACGGGAACGCGCGAGUGUGUUGUGCGUGUCAUAUGUGUGUACGUUGUGUGUGUGUGUGUGUCUGAGAGGGCGCGGGUAGACAUUUUCGAAUACUGAAAGAGACUUUUUUUCCACAAAGAGGUUCGUGUUUCUUGCGCAAAUCUGAUUUUUAUCGGACGAGAGCAAAAGUAAGAUUGCGUAUAUGUCGGUAAUAAUGUCUUUACCUCGCGCACAGUGUGCGCGUAUGAGUGCGUGCGUGCGUGUGUAUACGUACCAGCCAUUUGUAACUGUGUAUAAGGUGUGACAGUCGAUAUUGUUAUUAGGUCUUUUCUACUUGUACAUAAACUGCGGCGUUAUGUGAAAAAAUAUUUAAAAAAACUGGCGGAUGAUCAAACACGUGGGACGAAUGUACGAACAUGAAGAAGAAUGCAUGAUGUAGAGAACGUAUACGUGUGAAAGAGAUGUUGGUCGUAGACACAGAUGGACAAAAAAGCGAAAUUAACGAUGCGCGAGGGCAAUACGAAAAAUACACCUGUAAACAUUUAAUGUUUUUAACGAUCUUGUACACACGAAUACACAUGUAAAUACAUGAAUAUAUUAUCGUAACGCGAGCAUAAACAUUUAAUGUUUUUAACGAUCUUGUACACACAGAAUACACGUAAAUGUAAAUACAUCGAAAAAAUUACCGGAAGUAAA
This is a messenger RNA of Hylaeus volcanicus, 6005 nucleotides long. RefSeq names its product integrator complex subunit 3 (gene IntS3). NCBI's taxonomy places the organism in Eukaryota, Metazoa, Arthropoda, Insecta, Hymenoptera, Colletidae. The transcript has 10 exons. The record is from RefSeq and is a predicted model, not a curated record. Gene Ontology annotation, cellular component: cytoplasm. Bases 507 to 3758 code for a protein of 1083 amino acids.